AUGUCUCCGCCGUUGGACCAUGCCGCCCCAGACCGCCGCUCCUCCACCCAGGCCCUCUUCACGGCUUUUCGCUCUCUCACCGGCGGCCGUCUCAAGAGCCCUACCCCGCCGCCCUCCAUCUCUUCGGCCACGAGCACACCUGCGCGCACUCCCUCGCUCGGCACCAUCCGCUCCCACUCGCUCUCUAGCCCGCAUCCAGCCGACAGUACCCUUCAGCGCAUCAGCCAGGUCGCCGGCCAGCGCGCUGUCAGACCCGUGACGGGUGGGCCUCCAGAACUUGACGACCUUGUUGGCCAGCUCGACCGGAGCCACCCGUUUGCGGACAGGGCCGCGGUUGUGGAAAAGAUAUGCGCCAUCCUUCAUGAGUACCCCGUGCAGAAUGUCCUGGCCCUGUGGUCCGUGGCUAGCGACCUGCUCCUUCCGGAGCAGCCAGACGAGGUCGCUGAAGUGGGCUACAAGCUUCUCAAGGCCUGCGCCUCACUCGCCAACCUGACCAGCAUUGAGCGCACCGUCUUCUUCGACGCGGCCUGUUUGCGCAAGACUGAUCGCUUUUUCGACAAGAGACUCGAGGUCGUCACCACUCUCACGCACGAUGGUCGCGACGUGGAGUCUUGCGAGGCGGGCAUCGUCUCUUUUGUCUUGACCUCGCUCGAUACCUGUUUCCUAGCCAGCAAAGACGCCUUGAACGCCCAGAGGAGCAAGUCAAAUGGAAAGAAGGCGGCUGCAAACCCGCCGCAAGAGGUCGCCAACAUGUUCCGCGCAUUCCAGUUUGCCAUUGACAUUUGCAAAUUCAACGCCAAGGUCUUCACCGACGACGACCUGGAUCUCUUGAUCAGAAGGACUGUCGCCAUUUGCAAAGCCACAUUUUACAGGCCUGACGUCGAGUGUGGAAUCAAGCUCUUUGAUACCAUCAUCACAUAUGUCCACGUGCCCACAAAGUCACUUCAUCCUUGCUUACAGGUUCUGAGCGAAAUUCACAAGAGGAUCCCUGGGUUUCAAGAUCAGGCGUGGAAUACUCUGAGCAACCUUUUUAAGUCCCAUGUUGGCCAGGCUGCGAUAUCCGUCUUAUUGCAUAUGCUCUUGGAUGGCCCUACGCAGGACAACUUACAGGAUGCUGAAAAGAAAAGGCUCGACAGCAUGUAUACAGGCACUACCCUAGUCCUGCGUCUCCUUCUUUUGGAAAAUGGCCGCAAUGAACUGCCCAAGGUGCCCAUGUCGUUGCUUUUUCCUGCGCUGAAAGCAUCCAUCCAAAGGCCAAAUACCGAUCAGGAACAAAUUAUCAUCAGUUUGAUAGACACCGUUCUCGAUCAAGACGGUAUGAGAGACUUACUCCUGGCCGAGAGCGACUUGGGAGACUUGCUUGAGGUAAUCUGUGUAUGUGCUGAGCGUGAUGAUGACCGCCUUCGCGCCAAAGAUGGCAAGACAUCAGAUACCCUCAGUAUUGAGAAGAAAGCCUCCUUUGACAGACAACUGUCUCUCCCCGAUGACAACAGAUCGAGCAAUGGCCGUCCUAUGGCCCGACAUCGGUUUGCCUCGUACUCACCGCCUAUUGGUGGAAUGGAGCACGACGACGAUGUAGGACCACACGAUCAACGCGCGGCAUUACAGCACGAGUUUUCGCGACGGGAUGCUGCAGAUGGCAUUUUCAAAGUAUUGGCUAAGCUUGAUCAUCUCAGCGACGCAUUUGAUUUUGUUCAGCGCGAAGCUACCAUGAAUCUCUUUUUGCGUCUUGCACAUCGCGCGAGCGAUGCAACGGCAGAGCGAACCAUCCGCUACUUUGCAGACGAACGCUAUCUCAACCCCUCAAACGAAGACUGGUUGCAUCUUUGCCAAUGCCUUGUUACAGGCAUCUUCAGCGACUCUACUCGACCACGCUCACUUCGUACCUUGGUCAUAAAGGUGCUGCGGGAAACUUACGACACUGUAGAGCUGUUGUGUGAGGGUGAUGCCGUGUUUCAAUGCCAGGACCUUUUGCUCAACCGACUUGAGCCUGAAGACGAUAUUGAGGUCUUGCAGGAACUCGUAGACUUUGCCCUAUACGUUGCUGAUCAAGCAUCUUUUGAUCGCUUUUCCCAUGUGGUCCGUCUCUUGAAGAAACGUCUGGAUCGCCCGCAGCCUGCACUACCAGUCCCGUCCGCACCAUGGCAACCCCAUCCAUUUUCCACUAAAGACGACGGUUGUUCCCCGUGCAAUGUAAUCACUACUGUCUAUGUGCGGCUAUUUACUCGCAGCGUUAUUCAUUCAGCACAGAAGACUCGCCUUCUUUACGAACUAUUACGGGAGAUUGCUGGGAGUGACAAAUAUGCGCAUGAUGCGCGCCUGACAGCCCUCAAGCUAUUAUUCCGUUUGCGUGCCGACGCUCGCUUUGCUCUCAUAGUCAACGCUUCAUCCGAAGGCCAGAGGAUUGCUGCCGAGUUAUGCCGCACAGAGGAAACAGCUGUUACUGAACGGAGCGAUGAAACUAUACCAGGGGACCACGCUCGACCAGAAGACCAUCCCUCUUGGAGAGAGAAUCGGAAGACCUCUGGAACUAGUCCUCGUUCUUCCCUUAAUCGCCACUCUGGGCGCCAGGUUGCCGCUGCGGGUCGCGUAUCAAGGCCGAUACCACCUCUAUGGAUGUAUCCUGGUCCGAGGGGCCUGCCCGAAGAGCCAUCACACGAAUCCAGUCGAGUUGUCUUCUCACACAUCGAUGCUUCAGAGUAUCCUCUUAGCGACAAUAUCUUGGACAUGGAAAUCACACUGUGGCUCGAAUUGAUCAUCUCCUUGCUUCAAAGACCGCCUGACUGGGAGAUAUACUCUUAUGUCCUCACACAUCUUGGUCCCCAGCUCUCUAACCAAGCAUUAGUUCGCAGUUGCGUUGUCCAACUUCGAAUGCUACGAAAUGUUCUUUGUGAACAAGUACGAAAUGCAAGCUUCCACGAACCGCCACCCCACACUCUUCUCAAAAAGGCUGAUGUGGCGGUUUGCCUGUUUCACGCGUUGACUGUUCUCAUCAGUUACCACGAGUACUUCGAAAAGAGCGAGGAGGAUGAUUUGGUCAAAGCGUUCUUGCAGGGCAUUGUACAAUGGGACAGAACAUCAAAAUGGUGUAUACACGCACUCUCUGUGUGUUGUUUUGAAAUUCCUCUUUCGGUCAGCAAAUCUUUGGACAGCAUCGUUCAGAAGAUGUCGCAGAUCAUCACGAAGCCAGCUACAGCGAUACACAUUCUGGAGUUCUUGGUAUCCAUGGCUCGCCUUCCAGAGCUCUUCAAGAACUUUCGUGAAGACGAGUUCAAGCUCGUCUUUGGGGUAUGUUUCCGCUAUCUGCAACACAUUCGCGAUCAACAAGGCCGCACGAAUGGAAAUCCGACCCAAAACGGCCAUCGAACUUUGAGGCACAGUGGUACAUCAAGGGACUUUGCAGUAACAUCAGAUGCUGGCGCGACGAAACCGAGAAGCGUUGAGGAUGACCUUCCUCAAUACCUGAAUUCGCUUGCCUACCAUGUCAUUACAUUCUGGUUCAUGGCCUUGAAGAUGGAAGAUCGGCCAAAACAAAUCCCGUGGAUCACGAAGAACUUGUACUUCACAGACAGCUCUGGCCGUCCGGUCAUGGAAGAACAAGGGCAGGUCAUUGUAGAUAUCAUGAACAUGGUCGCAUACACGGACCGCGAUGAGACGACACGUGAAGAAUUCUCCGCCAAACCUGGGGAUGGCGAGAUUUGGAAAAAGACUUGGAUCGUGGGCAACAGCAUAGUAACAAUAGAGACUGCUGCCAGGACCGGCACGUCUCUCGUAACAACGCGCCGACCGUGCGGGACCAGAUACAUCAAAGUCCGCCCACUGCUUACAUCACCCCCACGGCAUCAGGUACCCAUCACAAUUGGUCUUGCUUCCGAAGCAUUUUAUUCCGACUCUUAUGUUGGCAUUCUACCAGAAGACAUCUUCCAAUCUUUCUACGCACCUCUUGACCUCACUAAUCCACCAAUUCCUCUGCCCGACGAUGAGCCAACGCGCCGUGCUAUUGCUUCUUUUGACAGGAUUGCAACGGUUGACAACUACAAAGUAGGAGUCAUUUACAUUGGCGAAGGGCAGACAAACGAGCGGGAAAUUUUCAUGAAUGAUAUCGGAUCGCCAGCAUACACAUCAUUCCUCAGUGACCUAGGCACUCUCUGUCGCCUGAAGGGUGCUAAAUUCAACACUGGAGGUCUUGACACACGCGAAGACAUGGAUGGCGAGUUCACGUACUGUUGGCGUGAUCGCUGCAUGGAACUCGUUUUUCAUAUCCCAACAAUGAUGCCUACGAACCGCGACGACGAAAUGACUUAUCCCAACAAGAAGCGCCAUAUCGGCAAUGACUUCGUCAACAUCAUCUUUAACGACUCCGGCCUACCCUACAACUUUGAUACAUUUCCCUCGCAGUUCAAUUACGUACAUAUUGUCAUUUCCCCAGAGUCGCGAGCCAGCUUUGUAGACCGCCGGCUGGAUGCAGACCCAGAGGGCAGAAACCGCUAUUACAAAGUCCAAGCUAUUUCGAAACCUGGCUUCCCUGACAUAUCCCCUGCUGUUGAGACCAAGAUUCUUUGCGGCAAAUACCUUGCAGACUAUUGUCGUCUGAUUGCCAUUAACGCAGUAGUUUUCUCCAGUGUAUGGUUCAUUCGAGAAGGAGGCGAAUCAAGCUCGUCCUGGCGCAACAGAUUGCGCGAGAUCAAACGUCUCCGAGAACGAUAUGGCGCAAACAAUGCUCCACCAAGCUAUCCGCCACCAAUAUCGCCCCCGGCAGGCCAAGGCCUCUCAAGCCCACCAUCCAGAGAACAGAAUCUGGUUUCGCCGUUUCAGCGGCUUAGCAUCGCGACCCAUGUUACUGAUGGCACCAGCCGCAGCUCCAUUAGCAGCUCUUCACACGACGUCUGA
Messenger RNA from Bipolaris oryzae ATCC 44560, 4890 nucleotides. RefSeq lists its product as uncharacterized. Lineage: Eukaryota; Fungi; Ascomycota; Dothideomycetes; Pleosporales; Pleosporaceae. Gene Ontology annotation, molecular function: GTPase activator activity. The coding region runs from base 1 to 4890 and encodes 1629 amino acids. Gene Ontology annotation, biological process: negative regulation of TOR signaling; regulation of small GTPase mediated signal transduction; positive regulation of GTPase activity. The transcript is spliced from 2 exons. The record is from RefSeq and is a predicted model, not a curated record. Gene Ontology annotation, cellular component: cytoplasm; TSC1-TSC2 complex; nucleus.